AUGCCGUUACCACUCAGGCUGCCGGCCGUCUUGGCCUACACCGGCCUCUUCCUCAGCGCGUUGGCAACCUGCCAGACCAGCCCGGCGCAAACGUACGCAGAAUGCCAGAAAAAGACGGCAGAUGCGCUGUCUGGCUGUCCCGAGGGGACUCUGUACGUCAGCCAAAACGACACGAGCGCCAACUUCACCAGCAUCCAGGCGGCCAUUGCGUCCAUCCCCAACAACACGGACGCCUACACGAUCUUGAUUGGCGCCGGCGUCUACACGGAGCAGCUCAACGUGACCCGGCAAGGCCCGCUGACGCUGCUCGGCCAGUCGGACCGCCCGGCGAAUGGCGAGGCCUACUCGAACGUUUUUGGAUCCAAUGCCACGGAUCAAGCGGCCGUGAAUGAUGUCCAGAUCUAUUGGAACGCGGCCAACUUUAACAAGACGUUUACGGAUAAUGUAUAUACAGGCGUUUUGACAAUUGGCCCUACCUUGAACGCAACCUUGACGGGCUCGGGCCCUACAGGUUUUGCCGUGCCAGACGACACGCCCUUUGGCUGCUCAAAGUUUAGCGCGUACAAUAUUGACUUUAGAAACGAGCAAUAUCCGUACUCGAAUGGUCCCGCUCAUGCAUUGGGCGUAAGCCGUGCGAAUGCAGGGUUCUACUCGUGUGGUUUCUAUAGCUGGCAAGAUACCAUCUACAUUGGCAAGCUAGGCAACGCCUACUUUCACGACACCGUCGUGGCCGGACAAACCGAUUUCCUCUACGGCUUUGGCACGUUUUACAUUGCCAACUCGACGCUCUCGCUGCGGUCCUGCGGCGGCGGCAUCACGGCGUGGAAGGGCACCAACACGACCUUUGUCAACAAGUACGGCGUCUACAUUGCCGACUCGCAGGUCCUGGCCGCCAACACGAGCAUUGCGCCCGCCAUCGUGGACAAGUGCUCCCUGGGCCGCCCCUGGAACGCCGAGCACCGCAGCUUGUUUACCAAUACUUACUUUGACCCCAGCAUCCUUCCCGCUGGUUAUACCGAGUGGUCCGGGGCCACGAAUGGCAACAUGGGCGUGAACACCACCAUGGCCGUGUAUAAUGUGUACGGCCCGGGAUACGAUGCCGCAGCCGAGGAGGCCAGCAAUGUGACCAUUGUGUUUGACGAGGAGCAGGCUACGCCCUAUCUUUUGCCUGAGGACGUAUUCAUGACGGAGGACGGGAGUCAACCUAACAUUGCUUGGAUUGAUUUUGAUGGUGCAUCAUAG
Pestalotiopsis fici W106-1 is the source of this 1242-nucleotide messenger RNA. RefSeq lists its product as uncharacterized. Lineage: Eukaryota; Fungi; Ascomycota; Sordariomycetes; Amphisphaeriales; Sporocadaceae. Gene Ontology annotation, biological process: cell wall modification. Bases 1 to 1242 code for a protein of 413 amino acids. The transcript has 3 exons. The record is from RefSeq and is a predicted model, not a curated record. Gene Ontology annotation, molecular function: pectinesterase activity.